Messenger RNA from Leptidea sinapis, 1535 nucleotides. RefSeq lists its product as uncharacterized. The coding region runs from base 126 to 1535 and encodes 469 amino acids. The record is from RefSeq and is a predicted model, not a curated record. Lineage: Eukaryota; Metazoa; Arthropoda; Insecta; Lepidoptera; Pieridae. The transcript is spliced from 10 exons.
UAAGGUUUGCACUUUGCAAUGCAAAAAUACUUUUAAUGAUUUACUACAUACUAAAUACGAUAGUAGACUUCAGUUUAUUGAAUUAUUGAACUGCAAUAUUUUAUGUGUCAUAUAAGAUUUAUGUCAUGGAUAAUUGGGAAAAUGUAAUAGAAGAAUAUAAGAAUUGCAAUGACAUUACCAAUUUGUUGAAACAUGCAGAACAAAUCCUCCAUGAAGAAUUGGCUUCAUUUGAAAUAGAAUGGAUGGUAUCAUGUUUGCUCAAGGAACCAGUAGACCUGCUGAGAAUAAUUAAUAGUAAGCACCGUGAGGUUGAAUGCUCCAAGCUCAUAGCAGACUCCUUGAAGUUGCUGACUGAUGCUGUAGACAAAUAUUCAGCCUUUUUGGAACAAUACUAUGAGGAUAUUGUGCAAGUGUGUGUAUUACCACAUUAUUCUGUGCCUCGACAGCAUGCGCUGAGCUGCCUGAGUGUGGUGUCCAAGCACAGUCCACUUGCCGCUCAUGACUUCUUGCGCCACCUGGCCUCACUUGAGGAGGCAUCUGUGUGCUUAGCUCCAUUAGCAACCCUUGUGGGAACAAUUUGUGAGUAUCACCCGGAUGUGGUAGUCGAUGAAAUAUCUAAAGUGUGGAGAGUUUUCCUCAACUUGCUGGACUCCAACAAACUAAGUUCGUCGGCGCGCGGUGCGGUCCUGGCUGGAGCGGGUGGCGUGCUCCGCCACUUCUCUGAAGACCUGCCCACCACCGAGCUGCGUACAUUCGGCGCCCACGUACUCAGCGCCUCACAUCUGCCGCGGUGCAGACAGGUGUGCAUCCGGUUGUUGUCCGAGCAUUCGGAUGUAUUCGGGUCGCAAGCAUGCUCGGACGAGCGAGUGCGUGGCGCGCUAUGGGAGGCGGUGCGCGCGGGAGACGCCCAACGAGCCGAGCAUGCCCAACGAGCGCUGCUCGCCUUGUAUGUGGCACUCACCGGUACGAGCGACACAGUACGGGUGCAGUCGGUGCUGCAGCGGGAGGUAUGGCGGCGCGUGGUGCAGAGCUCGGGGCGCGAGCGGUGGUGUGCCGUGCGGGCGGCGGCUGUGACGGCGGAGGGAGCGGUGGAGAUCACUUCGCGGCUGCACCUGCCCGGCGUCGAGGGCAGGCUGCGCGGCGGAGAUUAUACACACGAUGACGUGUUGGCGGCGCUGUGGUGUGCGGAGGCGGGCCCGAGCGUGGGGGCGGAGCGCGAGCGGGCGCGGGUGAUCCGUGCGGCGGCGGUGAGGGCUGCGGACCUGUCCGAGUCUCUGGCCGUCACCCUGCUCCGGGACGCGCUGUUCCGAGCGCCGCACACGCACACUGCUCAAGAUCUGAUGGCACACCUGCUGUCUGAGAGCUGCAAGCCGGAGUGGUGGGACGAGAGCGGCGCGGGCGCGGUGUUGUGGACGCGAGUGUGCGGCGCCGCGCGGGGCGGGGCCUCGUGGCUGCACCUCGCGCGCUGCGUGCGCCGUACUAUACGUACGCAUUUGCAAACCUGCGAAGGAACGCACGAGGUGUGUAUGGUUUAA